Cornus florida is the source of this 2310-nucleotide messenger RNA. RefSeq lists its product as uncharacterized. NCBI's taxonomy places the organism in Eukaryota, Viridiplantae, Streptophyta, Magnoliopsida, Cornales, Cornaceae. The record is from RefSeq and is a predicted model, not a curated record. The transcript has a single exon. The coding region runs from base 126 to 2150 and encodes 674 amino acids.
CAUUUAACGCUGUUAGAUCAGGGAAACUAAUAGAAUGCUUCACAGGCUCGUCCAUAAUAUAGUCUCACACCACUUCUUUCAGUCUCCUGUCAACUGGCCCCAAACCCUAGCUCCGCCUCCACAAAAUGCCCACCACCACCACCAUCGCCACCUUCCUCCUCGUUCUAAUCCUCAGCAGCACCCUCAUAUCCACCACCACCUCCGCCCCAAUCCUAGGUCUAGACUCAUUCCUAUCCCAACAAUCCCGCCUUGACCCACAAGCCUCCAACGACUCCUUCCUCUCUCUCUCCUCCUCCCUCAAGAAAUCACUCUCUCUCUCCCUCCACCCACCCACCACUUCCUCCCUUCUCUCUCUCCAACUCUCCGUCCCCGUCACCGUCAAACUCGUCGGCUCCUCCUUCUCCUCCUCCUCAACCUCCCUUUUCUCUUCCUUCCUCAACGCCGCCGUCUCCUCCGAUAACUUCCACAUCAUCACCCCCUUUUCCCACCACCAUCACCACCUCGCUCUCACCCAUUCGCUUCACCUCGACGUUUCUCUUUCUUCCUCUUCUUUCUCCACCCACCUCUCCGAAACCCUCCGAUCCGAACUCUCCAAGACUCCCUCGUCCCUCCGCUCUCCUCUCCUUUCAGUCCCCUACUCCGCCAUCGACCAGAUCAUCAAACAGGAGUUCGAGAAAGAGAAACCCGUUCAAGGAAUUUACAUAUACUUGCUCAAUUUGGGUCCCCAAUCGAACCCCUAUGCGUACAAUUACGGUUUGGGAGAUCCUUCACCUGCUUUCACCAAGUGCUUGGGGAGUGUCUGGACCGGAAAAGAUCGCUAUUUGUGGAUUGAUUUGGCAGCUGGACCAGUGGAUUACGGGCCGGCUUUGUCCGGUGAUGGGGUGUUGCCGAGAGGUGAGUUUCAUCCGUUGACAGCAUUGCACGGUCGACCCAAGUCGCAGAAGGCAUUGCUGGCGGACUUGGCAUCGCUUGUUUGGAGUGCUUAUCAGGUACUUCUUGUUCCCUCUUUGAGAAUUCCUGUUCCAUUUGAGAAUUCAUUGAUUGUACAGUUUAUACAUAUACGGGAGUCGGAUACUAAGGACAUGAAUGGGUUGGACUGGAAAUCCAUUGAAAGAACUUUUAUGGAUGAGGUUAACGAUGGUGGCUUGUUGUUGGGUGAUCAGUCACUGAAUUUUAAGACUUAUGAGGUGCUUUAUGCUGAGUGCUCGAUGUGUUCAUUCGCCAUUUCGCGUGCAAUUACCUCGUACACUUCAAGGUACUUGUUUGAUAACUAUACCUUGAUUGUUAGUGAGUACUUGGAUUCGAAACGAUUGCAUCAGAUCUUGUCAGAAUCAGCUGAAGAGUUUAGGAGGUUGGCAGGGUUUCCAGAGGAGGAUUUGGCAAGGGUUCUUCCUGUUUAUGUUUUUGAUCUGGACUACAAUUCGAUAUUGUUGCUUGAUAGGUAUCACCAGUCCGUUGCGUUUAAAGACAUGGUUAUUGCAGUCCGGACAAAGAAUACGCAGACUGUGAGUGAUUAUAGCUGUAAUGGCCGCCAUGUGUUUACACAGACCCGGGAGCUUGAGAGACCACUAGUGGGUUCAAUUUUACAGAGUAUGUGGGGAGUAUCGCCUACCCAUUUGUUGUGGAGCUCUAGGCAUAAUAAUACUCUAGUGGAUUACACAUGGAGUGUUGGGCAGACCCCGUUUGGGCCUUUCUCGGAAAUUUCGUCCUUGUCCUUUGUGCAGAAGGACGCGGCUCGCAGGAAUGUUCUUUUGACAACAUUGAAUUACAGUAUUACUAGUGCCGUUGACGUUCUUGAAUCUAUAGCUGCACAUGGUGGAGACAGAAACCUUCUUAAGCAGAAUCAACAUACCGAAUUCGUACAGAGGUGGAAUUUGUUCAAGUACAAGCUGGACAAAGCGGUUUCUGCAUUGUCACAUUUGGAUUUUGAGAUGGCUUUAUAUUUUUCAAGGUCGUCUGAACACGAUCUGUAUGCCAUUCACUCUCUUGUUUAUCAUGCAUCCCAAGAAAUGGAGGCAUCACUUGUUUGUUUUAAGGAUCCUCCAUUUCCUUGGGCAUCAGUUUCUGGGUCUGCAUUAGUUCUCUUUGCUGUCUUUUAUGUUUAUGCAAAAAGAGACAAAUUGUUUAGGAACAAAAGAAAGCAGUUUUGAAGCUUUUCAAAGUGACAGAAUUUUACAACUGUUGAACGUGAUAGGAUACUUGUAUUUCUGUAACAGAGGUAAGUUGUGAGCUCAGUAACUAGUAUUCAGUUUGAUAAAAAAAUGUAAUGUUUUUGAACUAGCAAUUUGACUUGUCGCUUAUUUGUUUUCA